AUUUCGCCGCGAGAAAAAAAAAAAAAACCCACACCUCACGGCUCGCCCCGAGGCCGCGGUCCGCGGAUGGCUUCGCCGGCGGAGGAGGAGGGCCUGCUGGAGGUGCGGUGCGCGGGGUGCGGGGAGACGCUGGAGGUGGAGCGCGGGCUGACGGAGUUCGCCUGCCCGGACUGCGCCACGCCGCAGGCGCUCCCGCCGGAGCUCAUGCCGCCGCCACGGCGGCGCCGCGCGGUUCCCAUCCCGCCCGCGCCGGCGCCGGCGCGGGCGGCGCCUCCCCCCGCGGGCGCGAGGCUGCCGUGCGGGGCCUGCGGGGCGCUGCUGAGCGUGCCGCCGGGUCUCGCGCGGUGCGGGUGCCCGGUCUGCGGCGCCGAGCUCGCCGUCGACGCCGCACGGCUCCGGCGGUACCUCGCGGCCACCGCCGCGCCGCCGCUCGUGCCGGUCUCGCUGCCGGCGUCCUUCCAGGCCCGAGAGGUACAGCAAGAAUAUCCUGAUUCUGCAGUUCGUGUAGGACAUAUUCAAGGAUAUCCAAAUAAUCGACUGGUUCAUGUAGAGCGAUCACAGAUAAGAUGUCGAAAUACAGAGGCACUUUCGGAGUAUCCUGAUGCUCAUACUGGCAGAGAUGAUAUAGAUACUGAAGUGUCAAACGAGAUUAAUGCAAGGCACUACCACAGGAGCGGAUUUUCAGUUGCUUCUAGAACUUUUGGUGCAAAGAGGAGGCAGGUGGAAGCUCUAAAUCAUGUCACAUAUCAGGUGCACUCGCAGCAGUCCAAUUAUUCAGUUCACGCCGAACAUCCAGAGCAUACAAUUCAUGUCCGGGAGGCACAUAAUGAAUCUCUUAAUCAUGCAGUUUGCAAAUUUGUGGGGCAUGUUGGGCUGAUUAAGGAAACAACUGCUGUAAGGCACACCAACCAGGUAAACGGUACCGCUAUUGACCCUGAAUCUGUGACUGUGGAGAAGAGGCAGGCUCCAGCAUCGAAUCAGACCACACAGGACGUACAAAAGUAUUCUUCCCGUAGCAUUAUAUGUGCAGAGUAUGCUACAGUCCCGUAUCAGGAUCAGGUGAUUUAUUUGCAAGAGUCUCAAAUAGAUCCUGUCAAUCAUGGGGACAAUGUGCAUAUGCAGCCGAGUGAUAGGAUCAGCGCAAGGGAUGGCAAUUGCAUAACUGGACACUCAGUUAGCCAUGAAGCUAUUAGGUCAAAGGAAAGACAGAUAGACGUAGUGAACAAGGCCACACAUCUGAUGCCAAAGCAGCAUGUUGAUAAUAGGGCUCAUGCAGAACACACUGUAGCAGAUCAUUCAGAUCAAAUGAUAGAACAUAUGUGUCAUGCCACUUAUGGAGGGGAAGAAUGCUUGCAGAAAACAAAUGGUAGUGUUGCAAAGCACAACAAUAGGCAAAGUGAGCACUUAACUGGUUGUAGAAACAGUAAUAUGGAAGAUAGAUAUGUAGAGCCCUUGAAGCAGGCAAUGCAUGAGGCAGAAGAACAGCCUGCAUAUUAUAUUUCUAAUAAAGCACAGGAGCAUGUUGAGCCUCCAAAUAGUGGUGUCAUUCGGCAUGGAAAUAAAAAAAUUGGAACUAGAGCUGAACCUGGUUCAACUUGUAAUGAGCAAAAAUGGACUAUCCCUGCUGAACAACCCAUUUUUGAAGAACAGGGACAUGCACCUUCAGUAUAUGAUACCCAGACACAACAUAUUGAACCAGAUUUGGGGAAGCAGGCUCCUCGACGAACUCAAAAGAGGAAGAAGCUAUUGACGGCAGCUUCAAACAACAGGCUGCAGCUUAGGCGUAGUAAACGUUUAACCCCCGAGUCAAAUGCUGUAGUUGACACUGGGCCAUUAGAAACUUAUCCUCCAGAACAGCAGGUUGCUUCUCCAUAUCAAAAUCGAUCUGACCUUCCAGAUAUAGAUGGGAUCAUUGCCAAUCUCUGCCCUGGUUCAUCCCCUCAGCUCAAGAUGCCUCAGUUACACUCUACUGAGUCAGAACCUUUUAAUGUAGCUGCAUUGCCUGCUUCAGAUCCAUAUCUGGAGUCUCUUAAUGAGGUCAUCGAAGAGCAUGGCAUGGACAAAACAAGAACUGAAGUUGAAUCCACCUUAAUUUAUCAGAGACAGGGAAAGGCAGGGUCUCCUAAACUGCUUAGCCCUAUUGAACAGGAGCCAGAACAUUCUGAUGAUAACAUCCCGAUGCAUCAGGACGAACCUGACAUGGGACAACUGAGUGCAAAAUUGACUCAUAAGAGCAUGAAGAGAAAUCUGGUGUCUUCUUUAAAUGAAGGGAUUGAGCAUAGGCGUAGUAAGCGUUUAGCCAAACAAUCAGCUGCCACUACAUACUAUGAAUCUCCAGAAAGUGAUUCUGAGGAAAGUCAGGCUGCCUCUCCAAGUAUUUCUAACUCUCUAGACAUUGGCCGAGCUAGUGAUGAUAGUUCCUCUAGUUUACAGCCUCAGCAUGAUACACCUCAAAGAAGCUCAAAUGAAGCAGACAGUGUUACCAUGCAGUCUGCUUCUUCAAUUCCUGACAUGUCUGAUCCUGAGAGUUUUGCGCGUUAUUACAGUAAAGUAUACCCUCCAGAGGUUAGGAGGGCUCUUGAAAGGAAUUCUAAUGUAUGGCUUGAGCCGCGCCUCAUACAUCAGAGCCCUUCUAGUUACUUGCAUGCCGGUGGCAAGGAAAAGAGAAGACGCGGUCGUGGUUCUACAUUGUGCCUCAAAAUCUGGACUAUGCCUGAGGGUGUCAGGAUUCCGGUGUCCUUGAAUGAUCUCGGUCAACCUAUUGGAAACGAGGCAGCCACCUUGAGUUACUUUCUGGGCACAAUUGCACGAGAUGUAACAUUGGCACCUCUGACAUAUACAGAUUGGAGGGGUUUUCCGGAGAAAAACAAGGAUGUCAUGUGGCAUUUAGUUAACCUCAAGUUUGUCAUCGCUCCAAUUGGUGAAAUCUGGGCUAUGAAAGCUUUGGGUAAAAAGUGGAAGGACUGGAGAGCUACCUUAAAACAUGAACGGUAUGAUGUCCAUGAGACAGAUGAGGAACGUCUUGCUGAUCGAGAUGCUCGUGUCCCAGAAGAACAAUGGAAAUGUCUUGUAGCAUAUUGGGGCACUGAGAAGGCCAAGGCUGCAAGUGCUCGCUGUAGAGCUUUGCGAGCAAGGCAACCUGUUCAUAAACAUAGAGCAGGGUCGAAGAGUUAUGCGCGGAUACGCGAGGAGGAGAGACAAAAACGACCAAACAAGGAGGAACCAAGCCGCACAGAUAUAUUCAUAUUGACUCAUACACCAAAAGAUGGGAAAGGGAGACCCAUUGAUCAAACAACAGCUGAUGUAAUUUCUUGCCUUCGCAAAGAAGCACACAAGAGGCAAGAAGGUUCGGCAAGUGGUUCUAUGGAUGAUGUCUUUGCCAAAAUUGUCGGUCCAGACACAAGGGACACGAAGCGAACUUAUGGACCUGUGCCCUGCACCAGUGAGCUCCGUGGAAAGACAGCUGCCAAGGUGUCUUUGAGGCUAGCUCAUGCGGCUAAAAGGAAUGCAGAGGAGGAGGCGGCCACACUGAAGAAGAAGAUGAUGGAAAUGGAAGAAAAUAACAGGAAGCUUCAGGAGGAUCUGGCCUGCGCGAAGAGUCCAGCUAGUAGUGGUGUGAAAGACAGGAGGAGGAUGUCAACUGAUGAUCUGCAGAGGAACCAACCCGUGAAUCAUUAGGUCUCCCAGCUAUCCACAGACAGUGCAACCCUGUGUCUUUUUCCAAGACAAGCCUAUCCAGAACCAAAGAAGACCACAGAAUGUUCAAAGACUUCACUCUCUGUUUUUGUAGACUGGUGAAAUGCAUCACUUUUUGAAACGGUCAGAAUCUAGGCAUUUUCACCAAAGAUGCACUCAAGCAAAUUGGUAGUACCUGAAAGUUAUGGUUCUGAAUGGGUAACCAGGUGUUUUGAUUAUUGGUGAACAUGCAAACUGGAUGUUGACUAGGGGCUGGUUUGGCAGGGCUCCAGCUCCAGCUUCUCCUGCGGCUUCAGUGAAGCCCUACCAAACAAUUUGGUCAAAAACGGCUCCACCCCUAAAGCACUAGAGGAGCCGGAGCCGUUUUAUAUGGAGAAGCCGGAGUUAAAAAAAAGUGGCUCCUUCGGCUCAGGCUCCUUUUAGGAGGAGCUGGAGCCCUAUCAAAUUGGUCCUAGAUGAUGGUGGUCCAUCUCACCGUACCUUCAGUUGUCAAUUGUCAUGCUUCUGUUGCCUUCCAGGCUUGGUUGUCACGGCCUCAGCUACUUGAAAACGCACAGCUUGGCGAUGAAAUUGCGCGGGCUAAGCAGGUUGGCGGGAACUUUUCCAUCAUGAAACGUUAUGGCGGGAACAAAAUGAUAUUUCCCGCGAGAACCGCUGGAGGAGCGGAACAAAUCUGAAAUCCACCCACCUCAUCGGAAUCGGGUCUCAAUUCGCACGCUUUCCAAAAUUUGACACCCAAUUCGUAUGCCUCCCAGAAUUCGACACCGAGCAUGCGAAUUGUUUCAAUGCAGGUGUUUCUCUCUUCUUUUCUUCAUUUUCUUUCUUUUUUUUUCUUUUCCUUUUUCUUUUCAAGGACUCUUUUGCCCCUGCCGAUUAUCCUUUCACCGGAACGGAUCGAGCGACUCGGUGUGCAUCUCCUUUCUUCCGUGAAGAACAGCGUCGCCGCCGCCGGUGCCAAGACUUGCCGCUGCCCAAGGCUCGCCGGCUGCCUAGCAAUGCCGCCGGCGCCUCCCGUCCCUUUCCCCCUCGAUGCAAUGUCGCGUGGGCUGAAGUCGGUCAUCCUCCUGCACACUUGCGUGAGGAUGGGAUGCUGUCCAGCUGCUUCAUGUAUUGCUUUGCUAAUUGCGUGCAUGGAAGAAGCAGGGAGAGUUGAUAGGAAUUGAGCUUGAAUUUUGGUGCGGAGGGACUUGGAUUUUGGUGCUAGCUUUUGGAGAAAGGAGCAGCGGAGGCGAUUUGGAUUUUCCAAAGGCCAACACACACAGCGCUGGGCUGCUUCUCCGCCGAGGGCUCGCGGCCUUCGCAGCGGGCGAAGCGGUCCUUGAUGCGCAACCGUGGCGCGCCAGCCGCCAGGGACCUUUGCCGGCGACAGCACAACGGAGGAGAGGAGCGGAGCUUCUGAAGAUAAGGUAGGGGCAAAAUUGACUUCUCACAUGGGCUGGAAGUUCAAAAGAAGAAAGAAAAUAGAGAAAAGGAGAAGAAAACACCUGAACUGAAAGAAUUCGCGUAAUUUUGGAAAGCAUACGUAUUGAGUGUCAAAUGGUGUGCGAAUUGGAACCCAAAUAUUGAAAUUUCUCAUCGGAAUCGGAGGGGACGAGAGAGCGCGUGGCGGUGGCGACAGUGAAGAUGGCGGGGCCCGGCAGAAGCCGGCGCGCCUCCCGGAGCUGCCACCGGAGUGCGUGGCUGAUGCCGCGAGGCCUUACAUAUCGCUUGACAAGUAUACCGUGGAGGACCCUGACAUCAGCGAGCCGAUUCCAGAGGAGAAGCUCACCUGCGACCUCAGCGGCCUCAUGUCAUCACUAAAAGCCUGAUCUGCUGUGCCCUUUUGAUGUUGAAGCCCUCCAGCUGCAGAGUUGUAGUCUGAAACUCUGAUCUCCAUGAAUCGUGACCAGGAGCUUCAAAUCAAGAAACAGAGCACGCGGAAUUUGGGACUUGGCUUGCCCUUGUGACCAGGAGCUUCAAGUGAAGAAAUCAGAGCAAGCGGAAUUUGGGGCUUCUCUUGCAGUGCAAUUGUGUUGGCUGGAGUUGUGCUAUGAACAUGGAUAAACUUGUAGGAUUGCGUUCGUUGUUGAAUGGAACCAAACCUUGUCCUGUUUUCUGAAGAUCUGAAUUAUAUCCGUUCCAGGAACCAAAAUUUGAUGUUAGGUCCUUCUCUUGAAGUGAUGAAACAUCCAGCCAACUCCUGAAUGUCCGAUUCCUAAAAAUUUUCA
This is a messenger RNA of Setaria italica (foxtail millet), 5903 nucleotides long. RefSeq lists its product as uncharacterized. NCBI's taxonomy places the organism in Eukaryota, Viridiplantae, Streptophyta, Magnoliopsida, Poales, Poaceae. The coding region runs from base 67 to 3678 and encodes 1203 amino acids. The record is from RefSeq and is a predicted model, not a curated record. The transcript is spliced from 10 exons.